AUGGAUUACUCUCUUCCAUUUGUAGAUCAUGGCCAAGGUUUUAUUGUUGUAGGGUCUUGUAGUAUCAAUGGAAUUCUUGGUAUCGUUAGUCACAAUGAAGGCUUUGCAUUAUGGAAUCCAACUAUUGACGAAUACAAGGUAAUUCCUCCAAGUCCCGCUGAGUCUGUACCUUAUCGAAAUUUCUCAUGGCUUAUUCAUGGAUUUGGUUAUGAUCAUGUUAAGAAUGACUAUAAAGUGCUUCGGCGUAUAUUUUUUUAUCAGCUAAACCGCCAUGAUUGUGAGUGUCUUGGUUUGGAUGAGGAAAAUGUGCCUUGGAAAGAUGUAUCAUAUGAACCUGUGUGGGAGAUAUAUAGUCUAAGAAGUGAUUCUUGGAGGAAAGUAAAUAUUAACAUUCCCAUGACAGUCCCUUAUAUUUUUAUGAUCCCUAACAAUGAUGAUAGAAUUGAUCGAUGUUACACAAAAGGAAUGUGUCAUUCGUUGUAUAAAGUUAGCGAGUACAUUUUCCAAACAUGUUUGAUGUCAUUUGAUGUUUGUAAUGAGGUAGUUUUUACAACACCCAUGCCCUCAUACAUGAAUGAUAAUAUGGAUCCUGAAUGGAACUAUAAACACUUGAUGAUAUUAAUUAAAGGAUUCAUUGCAUUAUCAUCGCAUCACGGGGAGACUAAUACAAUUCAUAUAUCAAUUUUAAAUGAAAUUGGUGUGAAAGAAUCUUGGACUAAAGUUUUUAUUCUAGGACCAUUGGCUUGUGUUGCAUAUCCUUUUGCAGGAGGAAAGAAUGGAGACUUAUUCUUAAGAAAAGAGAAUGGAGAACUUGCAUGCUUUGAUUUGGAUACCCAAAUUAUUAAUGAGCUUGGUGUUGAAGCCUAUAAAUCCCAUAUCAUAGUUUAUAACAAAAGCCUACUUUCGAUUAGAAGCAUACAUGAUUAA
Messenger RNA from Lathyrus sativus (Indian pea), 927 nucleotides. Lineage: Eukaryota; Viridiplantae; Streptophyta; Magnoliopsida; Fabales; Fabaceae. The record is from the annotation of a GenBank genome assembly.